AUGCUAGCCAGGCAUCAUGGACCACAGGAGGCCUUUGGCAUUAUGGCGAAGACGCCACAAAGCAGGAAUUAUCAGUGUGUCACAUGCUUGAAAUGCUUUUCUUCUCCAUCCAAACUACAGCGGCACAUCCUUUCACACACAGGACAAAGACCAUUUGUGUGUCACCUCUGUAAAAAGGCAUUUAGGCAACUAGCACACCUGAAACUCCAUAUUAAUACACAUCUUUACCCAAAACAUAUUGAACGGAAGAAGAUCAAUGUAAAGUCUAGCUUGCAUCCAAGUGGAUAUGAAAAUGCCCCUCCUAUAAAGAUAGAUAACUCAAAUGCAUGUUUGCAGAUAGGCUCCUUGGACACAGUCGGUGCAGAGGGCACAUUGGAGAUGGGCAUCAGUCCAACUGCACCUGUCGACAGAGUUGAGGAAAGAUCUCUCUGUUCCUCUCGCUGUACCGCUGAACUCAAUCCCCUACACUCCGAGGUCGAGAAGUUUGAGAAGCACCACACAAAAGAAGAGCCAAUGAGGAACCACGAUGACUGGAGUGAACCUGAGAAACAGACACUGGAUGAGGAUAAAUCCACCAGAGAUGAAACAGUGGACAAACAUGCAAAACUAAUUGAGAAUUCAAACUCUCAUAAAUGCCCUGAGUGCUUUAAGCGCUUCAGCGCACCGUCCAAAUUAAAGAGGCACUGCCUGAUUCACACAGGCCAGAAACCAUUUCAGUGCUACCUAUUCAGGCAUGCUUUUAGGCAGCUGGCCCAUUUAAAGGUACACUACAGCAUUCACUCUGGGGUCACCAAGUCGAGGAACUCCUCACUACCACAACAAAGUCUAAAAUUUAUUUCCCAAACCUAGAGGUCAAAAACCUGGCCAAGGAACUAUCCAUGUAACGUGUGGAAGGUGAUUUAAACAGAAAAUACAUUUGAUAGUCCACCAGCAAACUCAUAAAGUUUCAGAGACUGCUGUGCACCCUGGUAAGUUAAAUACUAUAAUUAAGGCCUACCUUCCACUUCAAACUAAUUGUCCUUCCCAAGUAGAUUUCCAAAACUCUGAAAGUUCUAUAACGUACAACACAGAGCUGAAUGGUAAGAGACAACUAGAUGUUGUUGAAGGUUUAUACAACUUAUCCGAAAAAUUGCAUGACAGUGCAAAACAUGCAUCGCAGGAGCACAUUGACCUCACUCGCUCCUCAGUCAACAGAAACAACAAGUCGCCUGUGUCUAAUCGCACUGACCACACUCAUACAAGCACAAGUAAGGUAAGGGAAAAUCAGUGCAUGAUACAGUGGGAGAAAAAACGUAUUUAGUCAGCCACCAAUUGUGCAAGUUCUCCCACUUAAAAAGAUGAGAGAGGCCUGUAAUUUUCAUCAUAGGUACACGUCAACUAUGACAGACAGAUUCAGAACAAAAAAUCCAGAAAAUCACAUUGUAGGAUUUUUUAUGAAUUUAUUUGCAAAUUAUGGUGGAAAAUAAGUAUUUGGUCACCUACAAACAAGCAAGAUUUCUGGCUCUCACAGACCUGUAACUUCUUCUUUAAGAGGCUCCUCUGUCCUCCACUCGUUACCUGUAUUAAUGGCACCUGUUUGAACUUGUUAUCAGUAUAAAAGACACCUGUCCACAACCUCAAACAGUCACACUCCAAACUCCACUAUGGCCAAGACCAAAGAGCUGUCAAAGGACACCAGAAACAAAAUUGUAGACCUGCACCAGGCUGGGAAGACUGAAUCUGCCAUAGGUAAGCAGCUUGGUUUGAAGAAAUCAACUGUGGGAGCAAUUAUUAGGAAAUGGAAGACAUACAAGACCACUGAUAAUCUCCCUCGAUCUGGGGCUCCACGCAAAAUCUCACCCCGUGGGGUCAAAAUGAUCACAAGAACGGUGAGCAAAAAUCCCAGAACCACACGGGGGGACCUAGUGAAUGACCUGCAGAGAGCUGGGACCAAAGUAACAAAGCCUACCAUCAGUAACACACUACGCCGCCAGGGACUCAAAUCCUGCAGUGCCAGACGUGUCCCCCUGUUUAAGCCAGUACAUGUCCAGGCCCGUCUGAAGUUUGCUAGAGUGCAUUUGGAUGAUCCAGAAGAGGAUUGGGAGAAUGUCAUAUGGUCAGAUGAAACCAAAAUAUAACUUUUUGGUAAAAACUCAACUCGUCGUGUUUGGAGGACAAAGAAUGCUGAGUUGCAUCCAAAGAACACCAUACCUACUGUGAAGCAUGGGGGUGGAAACAUCAUGCUUUGGGGCUGUUUUUCUGCAAAGGGACCAGGACGACUGAUCCGUGUAAAGGAAAGAAUGAAUGGGGCCAUGUAUCGUGAGAUUUUGAGUGAAAACCUCCUUCCAUCAGCAAGGGCAUUGAAGAUGAAACGUGGCUGGGUCUUUCAGCAUGACAAUGAUCCCAAACACACCGCCCGGGCAACGAAGGAGUGGCUUCGUAAGAAGCAUUUCAAGGUCCUGGAGUGGCCUAGCCAGUCUCCAGAUCUCAACCCCAUAGAAAAUCUUUGGAGGGAGUUGAAAGUCCGUGUUGCCCAGCGACAGCCCCAAAACAUCACUGCUCUAGAGGAGAUCUGCAUGGAGGAAUGGGCCAAAAUACCAGCAACAGUGUGUGAAAACCUUGUGAAGACUUACAGAAAAUUUUUGACCUGUGUCAUUGCCAACAAAGGGUAUAUAACAAAGUAUUGAGAAACUUUUGUUAUUGACCAAAUACUUAUUUUGCAAAUAAAUUCAUUAAAAUCCUACAAUGUGAUUUUCUGGAAAAAAAUGUCUAAUUUUGUCUGUCAUAGUUGCCGUGUACCUAUGAUGAAAAUUACAGGCCUCUCUCAUCUUUUUAAGUGGGAGAACUUGCACAAUUGGUGGCUGACUAAAUACUUUUUUUCCCCACUGUAUGCCUGAAGAAGUUUGACUAUCCCUCCAUACUCUCCCGACAUCUAUUGGUCCACAUGGACAUUAAGCCUUUCGGAUGCACCGUCUGUAGUAAGUCCUUCAGACAGCUCUGCCAUCUACAGACUCACAUGAAGGCCCACUACGUAAAAAGCGACAAUGUUUCAUAAAGCAUAGAAGAUACCCCUGACCAACCAGGGGAUAUUAUAUUAAAGAACAAGCCUGUUUCUGAGGUGAAGAGAAAUCAAAGUGAACAUUUAGACCAAGUUUCUCAACCUCAGGAAGCCAGUAGAGACCUCAAUGAAGUUGCUUGUUUCCUAAGCCAGUAUGUUUUACCAGUCAGACCUACCUUCAGUCAUUGCUCCACUGACAGUCUCUCCAACUAUGGUGCUCAACAACCUGCAUGGAACCCCAGUGGGAAGCUGCUACCUGGAUUGGACUGUGUCACAGACACGAAGUCUUCAGUAGAGCCAGUUUCUCUCAGACAAGGACAUAAGACAGACUACAAGAAUACCAGUGAUGUAUUUGACAGCACACUGACACACCAUUCACUAAUAGGCAUUACUAAACAAAGGAGUUGCAUCUUAUAAAAUAAACCCACAAUCCAUGGCAGAGGGCGUUAUUGUUGCCCGGUUUGAUCAAAGCGCUUUGAUGCUCCAUCCAAGCUACAGCGGCAUUCCCUGAUUCAUACAGGACAAAGGUCCUAUCAGUGCCCCACUUUUAGACAAAAAGCUCAUCUGAAGGUGCACCAGUCUGUUCAUGAACAAGGGAAAGAGGCUAAACCCUCUAUUAUUCAUAAUGAAGACAGGCAGACCGAGUCUUUAUCAAGACCGAAAAGGACCCCAAGUUCAAAUGAAAAGGACUUUGUCUUCUGUAAUAGGUGUGAAAAUACUUUUAUCGAGUGGCAGUGAUCUCUCUGCUGUCCCUCUAGCUCAGUCCAACUGCCCCCCAACAAACAAUGUCGACAGCCAAACACUGCCUUCUGUUGCACCUAGGAAAUCAGGGGGGUACCUGUGCAUGGCCUGUCUGAAGAAGUUUGACUAUCCUUCUAAACUCUCUCGACAUCAAUUAGUCCACAUGGGCAUCAAGCCUUUCAGAUGUACCGUCUGUAGUAAGUCCUUCAGACAACUCUGCCAUCUACAGUCUCACACGAAGGUCCACUAUAAUAAGGCCACACUGCAUGGGGAUGAACAACAGAGGAUCAUCAACUUGGCUCAACUGGACAAUGUGGUCCCCUGUAGCUCACUUGGUAGAGCAUGGCGCUUGCAACGCCAGGGUUGUGGGUUCGUUUCCCACAGGGGGACAGUAUGAAAAUGUAUGCACUCACUAACUGUAAGUCGUUCUGGAUAAGAGCAUCUGCUAAAUGACUAAAAUGUAAAUAUUCCCCUAGAGGAUGGGGCUGUUUCGAAGGGACACAUUUUUGCAGCAGGUCUUCAUCAAGAUGAACCAGGCCCAAGUCAAAGUUUAGGAAAUUACGAACAAAAUUGUAAUUGCAGACAAAAUGGUCAUGGUGGUGAAUCAUACACUCACUUCUGUUUAACAGAAAGCACAAACCAAUCAACAGAAAUCAACAGAAAGCAUGAACCAACCCCAACCCCUGAACAGUCAGAAGACAUGAAAACCAUGAAGUCCGGGAAUAACUGGAAUACUGCUGAGGAGAAACUUGUGGAAAAGUUUCCCUCGGAUGAAUAUUAUGGGCAGCAAAACCACCCCCAGCUUCCUAACUAAGCCCUUAUCCAUAUCACCAAGAACCCACCAAAAACAAACAGGCAUAUCCUAUUGCAAACCAACAUGUUCCUUACCUGGAGGAUAGACCUAAUUCACAAUAUGGUGCUAAAGAGGAGGACGGGUUAGAGGUUGGCCUUAGGUCAGAGUUUAAUGUUACAUAUAAGUCAGAACCUCCCAAAGACCUUCAUGUCUGCGCAGGCUGUAGUCAGUGUUUUACCACCAAGAGGAAACUGAAUCAUCACAGGUGUUCUCAGAGACAUUUAGAGAAAGAGAGAAAGGCGAGCUCGUAUCAGUGCGCUAUCUGUUUCAAAAGCUUUGAGGCUCCCUCAAUUGAAAAGACACUAUGUUAUACACACAGGCCAAAGGCCAUUUCAGUGUAG
This is a messenger RNA of Coregonus sp. 'balchen', 4972 nucleotides long. Lineage: Eukaryota; Metazoa; Chordata; Actinopteri; Salmoniformes; Salmonidae. The record is from the annotation of a GenBank genome assembly.